UUUUUUCUUGGUUGGUGCGCAUUUUCACCAGCUUCAAAUGGCGACGCAAGAAGCUGCUGCUCAAGAACACCACCGCGUCAAGAAAUCGACAGCGGCGCGUCCUGGUGUCGUGGCCAGUGCAAUUUUUCAUACAGCACAUGGUGGCGACACUGAUGUUUUUGACAGCAAUUAUUAUGCUGUUGACCACGACCGGGACGCUUUUCCUCACGAAGACGUCGUGGCGUAAUAAUGCAUCAACUCCGCGACGAGGACCUUGGGCCGCGAGGACCUCCGAUGACGUGGAGGACUACAGCCUGAUUUUCAGCACAACAACGUACUCGACGCGCCGGACUACAAGAAGUACAACAGUUGAUGCGGGGGCAGCCGCAGCUCCUCGUCCUGGCGAGGUCGUAGUGGACAUGAGAACUAGAAGGCCUACAUCAGACGCACCUGCUCUGGUAGUAAAAACCACGACACGAGAUGAACAACUACAAGAACAAAGAUCAGCCGCUUUUUUUGUCCACGGUAUCGCUUUUGUGAAGAGGAGAAAUUCUAGAGGACGCAGCAACACAAAGGACGUGAGCGGGAGUUUUGAAGUAGAUGCUGAUCAUGUAGUUGUUGGCGGUCCACACGAGGACUACAUGAACGGCAUCUCGUCGUCCACCUCCCCGUCGUGGAGUUUGUCCCCAGUAAGAACUACACCCGCAAUUUUUACGUCCGUGGAAGUACUAGAUCCUGUUGAUCUUCCCAGGACGAGGAGUUCUACUACACGGAAGACGGAUUCACUGUUUCCACGACCCAGCAGGAGUUCAUCUACUUCUACAUCUACUUCCGCCUUCGGACAAAAAGCUGAAGACGUUGCUGCGUCCCUGGUUCCUGAAGUUGUUGAUGUAGGAGCCCCGACAUCGAAAAGUAGAGCCAGAACUUCUGUGAGCUUUUCGCUUUCAUCCUUUGCAGAAAGAACAACAGGGGAAGAUGAACAACAACAAACAGGGACCAAUGAAAGGACAAAUGCUGACGUCGACAAAGGCAGGAAGCUGCCAGAGAGGAAGAACGCAGCAACAGGAGGUGGGACACCAGAAGCGACCCAUCAAAGGACCACAGCAAGAACACCUUCGACCGACGCCACAGAGAAGAUAAAAGACAAAGACAAACCCGAAGCAAAUAAAAAAGAUAGCACAACAUCAAGAAGCAGGCUGGUGGGCGAAGAUGAAGGUAAUCAGCAAAGUACUAUUGUCAAAAGAACCAGCUACCCGACCGAGUGGAACCGUUCGCCAAAUGAGGAAGACUAUCCGCCGCUCGUCGUCCCUGCUAAGGUGGACCUCCAGCAAGGUGCUAUGGGUAGCAGCAACUACCCGGACGAGGGCGAGGGCUAUGAGGACCUUCUGGGAGCCCCCUACCUGAGAAAACUGUUGCUGCUGCCAGAGUUGGAAAGAGCGACACGGCAUCCAGCUCUGUUUUUUUCGAAAGAAUUGGUUCUCGCCCCGGCGUAUCAAGUGCAAAUAUGUUGACUGGGUCUACUUCACAUCUGGAGGAUUGCUAGGCUUGUUGUUAUGCGCGGUCUUUCUUAUGACUACGCCCCUUCAGGGUUGGCGUUUCUUCGUAAGAAAUGGAAUGCUAAUGCAGCAGCUAGCACGACAGGUUCUGUCUCUGUGUUGAGGUUCUUACCAUGCCUAAUAUCGAUAUCCCUCUUCUGCAUGAUGAGAAACCCCUCCUCAACUUGGUCAAAAGUUAGUACAAACUGUUGGGAAAAAUCGUGCAAGACAGAUUCAUCAGACUCUUGUGUGCUAACCCACGAGCUGCACAGGACGGCGCAUCACAAGGUUGCCAGACCCAGACAUGUUUGCGAAGCAUACGCAGAGGGAAAUUUCCAACACGACGCGAGAGGACCCCGGACGGGAAAUCGCUGUCCGUGUGGGAGACGUGGUGCCUAUGCAAUUAUACAAACCUGGAUGUCCCGUACUGCUUGUACAGAAUUAUCAUGAUGCAACAUUGCCAAUGAUAGAUGUAGUUGUAGUACAAGUACUCGUUGUAGCUGCCAUAUGAGGGAGGUUCUACUUGGAGAAACGUUUUGUCAUGUCCCGAUCAAUAUCUUCCAUGAUUCAAUGAAGAUGCUGAGAUGAUGAAACAAGCCCCGCAUUUGAAGAGGCGCUCGCCGUACGGGACAUCACGGUUUCCCGAGGACAGCGCAAGCAGACGAAGUCGGUCCGACGCAACAAGGUGAGAAGAAGAAGGAAGUUGUUAGUUUGUUCCUGUUUUCCAAAGCGGAAGCCGACUUUUUGCAAAACCGAGUCCCGUAUCAAAUGCAAAAGUGUCUGGGUCUGGAAGGUUGGAACUUGUGAUGCCAACUUUGGACUCUAAAAAAAUCUGUAUUGCAUGACCAGCAAGAGGGGUCUAGUUUGUGCUACGCGGGGAGGGCAUUAUUUGUCAUGCGGAGUAGGCAUCAGGAAGCCCUCUAAAAAUCUGUGAUGCUAGGUCGUGCAUUACAGACAUCCUGAGUCAUGCAAAACAUGCAUGACAAGUCUCAGAAGCUUCCAGACCCAGACAUUUUUGCAUUUGAUAUCUCGGAGCGGGGCCGGCGCUCGCCCGACUAUGACCAGUUUCGGUAUGGAGUCGUCAGACGUUACAUUCUCAACUGUAGUUGCGUGAAUUUGUAAUCGUAAGAAUGUGAAUGACAUCAAAAGUGAAAGGGGGAAGAUUGCGCCUUUUGCAUCAAUACAGGCUUGGCGCAGAUUGCUAUCUAGCGCGUCGACAACUUGUCACGCGAAGCAGCUUGAUCGUGUCGAUAUUGUUACUGAUGGAAAUUCUCCAUGACCAAUGCACGCAACAGUUGAGAAUGUAACGCUUAUGAAUUUCAUAUCCGGAGUUUUCUAGGUGGAAAAACGCAGCUGCUGUUGGGUAUUGUGAAAGCCUGGAGCCCCCACAGAAACACUGCGGAGGGGAAAACGGGAUUCUCGGCUGAGUCCGUGAUCAACGGGAGAGCGCGAAUAGCGGGAGGGGACCAGGUUUUCGAGUGGUCAACACCAUGGGGAAAGAACUUGAAUGCGGGUCGGAAAGAUACCUGGUCUGUUUUCGCAAGCUGGUUUAUGUCUGACUGCCCGUUCCGAGACACUGUGAAGGCACAUCCUCAUCGAGCAAAUAACUACAACAACUCGCCGCUGGCCGCUCGUGGGAUCCGCGAACGGAUGCGAUCUGCUCCCGAACAAGAAGACGUACUGCAGGCGGCUCGUCGCGUGAUCUUCCUCACGGCGGCGUCUUUGGUGUCCAAAAAUUCGCACUGGUUCCACUUUUUGCAGGAAACAGAACGGAAAGAGGGAGAAGCAGUCACCAAUGGCAAUGCCCGCAAAGUCAACAAAUACGUAUCGCACAGUCACCACCUGCAAUGCCGGCUUUUGGCCAGCGGUAUCCUCAGCAUGGCCUGGAUCGAAAAUCCCUGGUCCCUGCGGUACCUCCUCGCCGUGACCAAAAGUCCUCGCUACCUCAAGCCCACGAAGUACGAGCUCCCAGGCACCCGCGACGACCUGUACAGUGACGAAGACACUUGCCGACCAGUGCGGGAAGCCAUGCGCGGGCGGAUAUCGUAAUGAAAAAUCCCCCCUCCCCAUACGAAAAAGGUAUGACUCCGAAAAUUUGCGUUGCUGAUUUGCUGUUUCCUAACCCCGUUGCAGUGGGGGGUGGAAAACAGCAGGCAGUGUCAUCCCGGGCGUCCGUUCCCCCGCAGGCGUGAAUGUGAGGGACGAUGUAAGGAGAAAUACAUAUCUACACAAGGACCUGGGGGCUGUAUCUCCAACUGCCGAACGGCAACCCAGCGAGUACAGAUUAAGCGGACGCAAGCCAGAAGAACACAAGAGGAGGAACGAAGUCCGAGACGGCAAGAACAGCAGCAGCCACAGCCUUCCUUCUAUGCCGUUUUAUGACUUCUGCAUGCCUUUUGUAAGUAAUUUGUAUAAAAAAAAAAAAAAUUUGCGUUGCUGAUUUGAGGUCACAAAUCACAUCGGUCUUGCAAGAAGACAAGGGCAGAAGCUUCCGCCAUAUUAUGGAAGCGACUUGCGACGCUGUUGGGCCUAAAGCGGGGCCGUUUGCCAUGCUGAGCAACUAGAUCCAUACGCCCCUCCCUAGCGUGGGGAUCUGGCCGCAGUGCCUCUCUGCAAUACAAGGCUGAUUGGUGUACACAAAUCCAGCAUCAGAAAUUUCGUUUUGAUAUGGGGAGGGGGGAUCUUUCCUUUUGAUAGCGGAAGAAGCUAAGUUUCGCAAACUUUUUGAAGCAACUGGCGCUAGCGGCGAGGGAAGACAACGAUCCGAGGAGAUGGAUUCUGGGGACCACGGACAUGAGUAGGCAACAUCAAAAUGCAACUACUAGCACUGCUCUUGGGACGACAACGAGCAAUGUCGAGGCUGGGAAGAGGAAACUGAAACAAGACCUGUUACAUAAUAUCGUACACGAUCAUGAUGUUGACCUUGAGCUUGACACUGAGGACGAAGAUUACCUGCUUUAUUUUACAGGAGAAGGAGCCGGGGCUGGCUACGGAGAUGUUGACACCUCCAAAAUCUCCGCCCUGUUGAACAGCCGCGGUGGAGGACAGUCUCUGACCGAAAAGAGGACGACUGCUACCCACAGUAGUCUCGUCGCUGAGGACCUAGACGAAGAAGAACAAGAACGGCUACUAGAAGAGAAGACCCGUACCAAGAAAAAAGCUCGCGCGAUCCGGAUUUGGCACACGCUGCACUUGGAAGGACUUGCGCUGGCCCUGCAGCGCGAUGGCGAGCUUUGGUGUGAGGCGUGGUUUCGGGAGCAUUUGGAGGAGUUGCUGACAGAGACGACUACACGACGGGCAGGGUCCUCAUCGCAUUUCGCCUCGCCACUCCAGACUUACAGCAAGCGAGACCGAAGGCAGUUCUACUAUUUCUUCCAAUUUUUAGCCGUGAGUCAGGCCGGUGCGAACGGGCUUUCCUGUGUGCAGCGAGGACAAGCAGAACUACAGGGUGAACUACAAAACGACUCGUCGCAGCUCCUACACGACUGGCCUGGCCUGAUUGAUACUGCUCUGGUAUUUCUAGACCAACGUCGCAGUGAAGCAGGUGCAGUGCUGACCCUACACCCUAAUACAACAAGAACGACGUCGGCGGGGGCAGCUGCGCCAAGAAGCAGGAAAAAUCACGUCUGGUUUCUAUGGCCUGCUCCUCAGGAGGUGGAGGUCACACACCAAGAACAUUAUUGUUCCAAGCUAUCAUGCCUGGAUAUGUAAAUUUCUACUCCUAGUAUCUCAAAAAUUUCGUUCAGUGCGCAUCGACACUCGACCAGAAGGGCGAAUCGAUAAGAUAGAAAAGGUGCGCGUUUGUACUAGUGUUAUUUUGCAUGUGCUUUCUUCAGCAUGAGGCGCGCAGCUGCUGUGGUGCCUAAGUACUCAUCUGGAAUGAGUACAAAAAACUGCUAGUGCCGCUUCCAAACGUGAUUGCAAUAUACAGAAAAAAGAAUUGUCGAAGAUGUUUGUCUUUCUCUUUGUCUUUGUCCCUACACCGCGACCACCACCUGAGCGGGCCAUAAGUGUCGCAAGGAGUAGACCCAGACGAAGCCCCUCCUCCUGGUCGUAAGAACGCAGCUGUCAACAGCCGCUUUUCUUCCGGAUUUGUUGUUAACCUCGUCUUGCUUGACAUGCUGCAGCUUCCGUUGCGCCUCACGUUUUUGCUCCCAGAGCAAACUGAUGUUGCACCACGACGACCCCGAGAACAAACGGGCACGGGUUUGAAAGUGGGAGAGCAAGAAGCUCGUCAUCUUCUACUUCCAGAAGAAGCUAAUGCAACUGCUGAUUUCUCUAAAAAGGGAAGAUCUUCGACACCAACGCACUACCGGCAUGAUGAAGAGUCAUCUUUUCCUGCUGCUGUGGUGAAGCAACAAACUACCCUAAGUCUAGCCCGUGCACAACUCGGAGUAGAGGUCGCGCGUGAAGAUAUAUUGCGUCGGGAGGUGCAGGUGCGCGCGGGCCGCGUGACAGUUAGUGCAGCAUCUUCUUCUAUUGUUCAUCUUGGGCCGCGGGACAUCGACUUCCACGACCAGGCGCGUAGCAACCUGCAGCUGAGCCAUCAUGAUGCCGACAACAAAGUUCGGCGUUGUAAAGUGCUGUAUUUUGAGAAUCUAAUGGAACCCGUAUCCUGAGUAAAAACGUACCCACACCAGAGUCAGGAUGGGGAUUUUGCAACACAAACCUAGGAGUUUUGUGAGUCACGCAUGACAAGUUUCAGUCCGUAAGGUAGUGCAAGUUAGCAAGGAAAGCAGCAUCACAAAUCGACCUUCUGAUCCUGUUUACAGCAUUACAAGUUCCCAAACACGAUUGAAAAUGCCUGUCAUGGGGUUGCGCAUCACAAAUGUUCCUGUCAUGGCAAAUCUGCAUGACAACUCUGGGGUGGGUACGUUUUUACUCAGGAUAAAAACCCGACGUCGAUCAUCACGCGCCGGUCGUACAGGGCGCAAAGCCUACCUCUGCAGGCCCUCCCGAUUUCUUUGAGACCUGGCUGGGCGCUCGGUGGACCCUCGAUAUCAAACGCAAUAAUAGAGUCAUCGAAUCGACUGGGGGGCCGUAGUGGUUCUCGGGAAGAUUUUUGUAAGAGGAGCAUAAUGCUGCAAACUUGUUGUCAACAUCUUGAUCAUCUUCAUCCGCAUGUAGUUUGUAGAACACGUCGACACAAAUUGUAUCAGUCAUGCAUGGAUGAAAGUCAAAGUAAGUUCCGUUGCUCAUUUCUUUUAUGUCGCCAAGGGCACCAAGGGACUAAAAACUUUUCGCGUUGCGGAAAGCGGUGAUGUUGUAAUAUGCUAGGCAUUGAACAACUUCUCAACAUCAAUAAUGAAAACGUCUGAAUAAGUAUGAGGGUGUCAGGUAUUGAAUUUUCAAGUACUUUCAAAAUUUUUAUUAGCUAUUGAAAACCGCACUUUAACUAAUGUAUGAUUUUCAUUUAAACUUUAAAUAGCUAGAUCAGGGGCUAUGUGCGUCGCGCGUGACGCCGAAUGCCCCUGAUCUAGCUAGUUCAAAUACAGAUGCAAAAUUUUAAUUACUUUAAGUGCGGUUUUCAAUAGCUAAUAAAAAUUUUGAAAGUAGUUGAAAACUCAACACCUGACGCCCUCAUAAUAAGAUGCUAGCGCUUGCAUUCCAGAGCCUCUGGAAUGCAAGCGCUAGCAUCUUGUUCAGACGUUUUGCUUCUGCAGCUGGGUCAGCACAAUUUGACAAAUAUGUACUCUGCUCGUCCCGAUGCCGAUCAUGAACCACCAGAUCUAGUUCGAUGUUUUUUGCGUUGGAUACUCGACCGGGCGGCGCAAUUCUCUUUCGCAAGCUCCCUGCACGCGUUUGAUGCUUUUGGACUUGGAGGAGGAGCUUUUUACCCUGUUGCACCAAGGAGCUCCCGAAACGUAUUUGAUGAUGUUCUACUUGGAGCAUUUCCAGAAGUUGUGCCAACCUCUAGUAGUACUUCAUCGGUAAAGGUACGUGAAGAACUUCUUCUAAAACAGUUUUUCAAUACACUACACCCGCAAAAAGCUUUCUCUUUCGCGUGUCCUGAUUCUGUGCUCCGACGGUCAAGAACAAGCUACGAGAACAAGCUACGUGCACGACGGACCAACAAGCGAACCGAGAAGCGGAUCUUGGAAAGUAGCGAGCACAAAAAUUGGCAAUCGGUUCUUUCUGAAGGGACGGCGGCGGGAGAAGAUGGUCGUGACAAAGAGGAUGCAGUGCUGCAACUAGAUCAACAGCGGGAAAUGAUAUUAAACGAGGAGCCAGACGAUGCUUCCGAGGUAGACUUCGCUCCUGCUUUGUUAGGUUUAUGCAGUGCAAAAGUAUCGUACUCGUAUAAAUGCAUUACAAAUUUCCUCAGCAUGAGAAAUGAAAUUGAAAUUUGUAAUGCUACAUUGCCUUAAGAACAAGAUUUGUAAUGCAUGAUUGCAAUACGAGUACGAUAUUUUUGCACAGGAUAAGGUUGGCGGGAGCAACAGAAACCUAAAUUCGAGCGCACGCCAGUUUUUCUACCUGACGAUGAUGAACCGUGGAAAAAGGAAUUGGCAACCGCGUGCGAGGCCUUUGCGCAGCGGGGCCAGGCGGUGUGGGACUCUUUGUCGUUCCAGAAAGAACAGUUUUUCGGAAAAUUACACCAUUACCGGUUGCUCAUCUUGCAGGCCGCGGUGACAACGGCCACGGUGGAUGUAUUUGUUCCGCGGGGGUCUGGUGAAGGAGUUCAUCUUGAGAGGACCAUGGUUGAAGAUGAAAAGAAUAAGAAGGAUAGUAACACUAAUCAGGUUCUUCAGGAUGAACUACUUGAAGAAACAACGCCGGCGGAUAAAGAAAUGGACCUUCACUACAGCACGAGGGGCAAGACGAAGAUGCUUUUUGCAGACGCGGCUUCCUACGGAGGCGAAGGCGGUGGUGACGACAACUACCAAGUGUCUCAACAACUUAUACCUGUUUCGCUUCCGCCGUUUUUGCGAUUCGAUGUGGAAUUAAUCGCCUUGACGUACCUUUUGCGACCCGAUACGCCUUGGCCAGGUGGAGCAGGGUAUAGACAAGAUCAUGCAGCAGGAUUUUUUACAGCACAGCCAGCUCCGACGUCCUUGCCCUUUGAAGAAGAUGUUGUUGAGACUACAAGAACUUCUUCUACGGCAAAAGCAGAUAAAGUAGAGAAGCGAUUCGGAACUGGAACAAGCACAAGCAGCGCCGGAGCGGCUUCUGCGCAAGGGAGUAGAUCACGGCGACAGGGUGAACGAGGAGCAAGCACCGCUAGUACUUCGGACUUAUUUGUGGACGCAUUUGGGUCUGCGGUGCGGGGAAAUUUCAAGACGGUCCGGAGUCUGGCAAAAUUUAGUCGCAAACUGCUGGCUGCCGUGAGCAAAACUUCUAGUGCCACUUCUCAGAUAAAGGCGAUACUUUUACCGAAGACGAGUAGUGCCGAAGAUGACACGAGCCGUAGUGCUACCAGUAGGAGAAAUCAAAACGUGUUUUUGGAUCAUGAUGAAACUGAUCUUCAUCAUCUUUCUUCCGACGAUCAAACACCGUCUCAGAGCAAGUUGGCCCCGUCUACUCCAGCAGAUCAAGUAGAACAUACUGCGUCCACCUCGUCCCUCCUAAGUGCUGAUCUGGAAUUUAACGAACACCUUUUGAGGCUCCUGCAGGAGCAGGGAAUGACAAUGAAUUCUGAUAUGGGCGAGCAGACCCAGAAGCCGAGCGGCAGACCACCUGGACGCACAACUAUCGGGCCAUUGGGAAGAAUUUCAAAUAGAGACGACGAACAAGCACAGGAGGAACUACAAAAGCGACAACCUCGGCAAGGAGAUGAAGAAGGACAACUGGGCAUAUCGUCCCUGCUGCAGCGUGUCUUCGCGACCAACACGAAUCUCCUGCCCGUCUUGCGCUCCUUGCGCGGCGCUGUGGCGAUAUUAUUAGCUGGGGGCGACACGACACCAACAUCUAGUUCCGGCGGCGAAAAGGAUAAAGUGCCAUCAAUUUUUUCUAAUUCUUCGAUGUUGAGCGAAGUAGAACAUGAAGUUCUUACAGUAAAAGGACUACUAGCACCAUCGACAGGUGGACGACGAGCUCCUGCACGACGGCGUAACAAGGACUUGGAGCCGCAAAAGUUUUCUGCGCGCAUCGAUGAGACAGUGCGACAGCUCCUUCCUGAAAGAUUUGGCGACGUCGCUGGUACUAGCCGUAGGACUUAUCCCAUGUGAAAUAAACCGACACAACCCAUGAUAUUGAUUACCCCAUAGUGGAGAUGAUGAAAAUUUUUGCAAUUCAUUGUUCCUUCUGGACGACAAGGACAAAUCCAAACACACGCAUGACAGUCACCAGUAGUGCUGCAAUCGUGCUUGGCUGUAGGAAAAUCCGCAUCGGAUAAUUUAUUAUAUGCUGAACCAGGUUUGUACUUCUAGAACAGCACGACAAUUCUCAAAAAACGGAAAGUAGAAAAUGGCGCUCAUGUUGUGCGGGAGGACAAGAUGCCGCGUCAGACGUGUCGUUCUGGGCAUGAUGCAGAGUUGUAUUUGCAUGACAAAGAGUGUCGUGGGAUUCCUUCUCCUCAUUGGUCGUGCGUGUUUGCGCAUGAUACGGCUCUAUCCACGUGCGAUGUACGCGACGCAAGGAGGAACUUUGUCGAUCAACACGGUGUCGAACCGCAAAGCGAUCUAAUCCCGACGGAGCUUCUAGACGAUUACACCUGGGUGGCCGAAAUGCAAGCGUGGCAGCACGCGAAGCUGAUUGUAUGGAUUGCAAAUAUGUCAUCUGGGUCCUCUGGAAAGAUGCAAGCUUUAUUGUCAUUGUACAUUUUAUUGCAUGGCCCCCCACGCCCACCGUGUGUUGUUGCCUCGGCAUCACAGGUUUUGUGAUGGCUUUUCAAUGCGGCUCUCCCGCAUGAGAAAUGCCCUCUCUGCAGCGUUAGCAAAAGCUGGACGGCGGCGCUUGCUGCUCAUGCAAUAGUGCACACUUUUGUACUAGGACUAGGAUCUUCCACACCAGGCCGCAUCACAAACACAAGUUUGCAUACUUCCAGACAUCCAGGGAUAUUCGCAGUGGAUAAACCGAGAUGCUCCGCCAUUUUUUUCUCCAGCACAGCCGAACCGAUCUCCAUACCUUCGCGUCGCUGCAGCUGCUCACCUGCAGCUUAUUGCAGGUUCCGGAAUCUUCAUCUUCGCGUAGUACGCAGGGGGACGUCGGCAACGGGGACGAUAAAAAUUCGUUUUCUACAGAUGAAAAACAAAGAGUAGUCCAACAAGAAAACAUCGGAGCUCAGUUGGACUCUAUUUUCCGGAGUGCCGUAUUGAACAGAGAAAUAUUAAGCACGAGGUCCUGGACCGAGCGAUGGAAAUCGAAGCAGCGAUUCGACGAAUGCCGUGCCGUCGCGCGGCGCGAGGGAGCUGGUGCCUGCAACUACGUCGGCCCGGCCACCUCCGCUGCGGAAAUAAAUUCUCACGCAGCAUCUUGCUCGUCGCGCCACCUGUACGCCGACAUCAAAAAUGGUACGGACUAUGUUGAUUCAGCACACCAUAUUGACCAUGAAGAUGAGACCAGCUCCGUCGUCGAUUUACCAACAGCUGCAGUACGACCUCCACCACACGGACCACGUACCACAUCAUCUGCCGCGGGGCUGCCUCAGUUCCGUGCCUUUCUGCUCCAGCAACUGGCGUUGAUUUUAACGGAUGUUGUGGCAGAGGAAGAUCUUCCUGUGGAAGAAGAAGGUCGACGUGGUGAGCCGGUAUUUUCAAAAACACAUGCCGAUCGUAAUCGAUUCACAACUUCAGAAUUAUCAUCUCUUUUCCUCUUUCAAACCGAUUUUCUGCGGGAAACGUUUCUGAGGCGAGAGUUUGAUCCGCAAAUCGCGCUGGAGGAUGCGCGAAACCGAUCUUCGUCGGCAGCUGCAGGAGCAGUAGACCAGGACACAGUAAAGCAGAACAACGAGUACUUCUCGAGCAACGUUCCCUACCUGUGCCAGCCCGAGCGGCUCCUGUACGUGCAAGAAGAGAAAAAGCACCAAUUCGGACCAGCACCGGUAGAAGAACUACAAGGUGAAGCAGACGAAAUUAUAUUUCACCGCCGUAAUAUAUGGAUGUGUCAGAAUCGAAAUUGACAAAAUCGAAAAACUUGUGAUGCAUAAAAUCGAUACCAGUUGGAAGGCAGUUUCCAAGCGGCGCAAGACAAAUUUCGGGAGCACCCAGAUCGAGUCUGUCAUGCUGUUUGGGCAAAGAAGACCGCUCCUCUCAUGCUACUCUGGUAGCACAUUGCAUACCCCUAGACAGGCUUACAAUCGGUCUCAUUUGCCUGCUCUCCAAUACAGGCCUCCAGUGCCCUGCAUUUUACGCAUCACAAAUUUUUCGAUUUUGUCGAUUUCGAUUCUGACACCUCCAUAUAAUAAAAUGAACACCGACCUGGUUUUCAAGAGCGCUCUGGCGUACCUGCGGCGUUUUCGGGAUUUGUUUAUACAGGGGGCGAAGAAUAUGGCCCUGAGCGACCCUCUGUCGGGCUAUCAUGUGACGGACGUUUUCUCCACGAUCUCCGAUAGUGGUCAGAGUAAAACGAUGAAAACCGGGGAGAUACAACUGGUGCAGAAGUCCAGUGCCGGAGGUGGAGGUGGAGAGGGCGACGAGGAAAAAAUGAUAUUAAAUCGAGAUGAAACUACUGUAGUGUCGAGUUUAGAUCGCAAAAUGCGGGGCUUUCGGAGAAACUACGACAAUAAUCAUGUUCUUGCACCAGAUGAGGAAGUGGAGCUGAAGAUGAAGAUGACGAGCAAAAAUCGCGCACAACAAGACGGAGUACCAAGUGUUGAAAAAUCUUCGAACAUGCAAAAUCCUCCUGAAGCGGCCCCUGUAGUCCUCGUGAGUGCUCAACAUCAAGAAACUAGUCCUGGGACGCCACGACGGUCGUCAACUACAUCUCCUCUACUUCGUCUGCUAUGGGAGCAGAACGAAGCUAGAUAUAAGGCGGAGAACGGUACAGAGACUUGCUUUUUGCGCGAGAACUACCUGUGGCCAGGAGCCCCGACGGUGGUCGUCGUGGAGGGUGGCGACGAGAGGCUGGCGGGAGAGAACUACAAGGUUGAUGAUUUUCUUUCAGCCGGACGAGGCACAGGAACUACUGCAACCGGUAGUAGGUGGCUGAAGAACGACAAGGCAAAGGCUCUUUUGUCAACAUCUUCCCACCACCCACUUCGGCCUCCCUGGUUCUGGCAAGAUUUGCGGUUCACGGAAAUGUGCCACGACGCUAAGAUCUUCAACGAGGAGGCGGAACAAAGGAGAGUGAAUCAUGCUGCUCCUGCUGGUGCCUCAUCAAAUAAAUUUCUUCUAAAAUCUACUGUCGCAACACCUCAACGACCAGCACUAAAUGCACUUGCUACACAAGACGAGAACCACGCGACCCACCAGGACGAGCUGCAAGGCGUUUCGCGCCGCCUCUAUGUCACAGAAAAAAGCUACCAGGUCAGCACUUUUGGGAAAUGCAAAAAUAAAAAACUAAAAUACGACAGAUACACAAGUUAGGACGCGUGCUGUCUACAGAUUUUCUCUUUUCUGUGUAUCUGUAGCUGAACUCAUCUAACUUUUGUAAUUUUUUUUCUUUGAUGCAUUUGCAUUGCAUCAAAUGUCAAUGUGACCCGCUAGCAUGAUUUUUUUGCUGGAUAGUCUCUCCACAGAGCUGAUGAAGGAGCUUCCCGUCGUCCUUGAAGAACGGAAUGACGGUGACGCUGCGCAGAAAAGCACCUUGACCUCGCACCGCAUUCUGCUCCCCGAUAAGCUAAAUGCCACCUCCACCCGGGCAGGAGCACUGGAUAGUAGUACUCAGUCGGCGGGUAUCCAAGAAAAAAACUGUGUUAGUGUAACUUUCUUUGGCUGACAGAAUUACAGAUUUGCUCUACAUGACAAAGAAAAUUUCACAUGCGUGGCUUCUAAGGGAAAGCACACACGAAAAGAGGACUUCGUGGUUGUCUGGCAUGACAGGCGUAAGUCUCUUGCAUGUUUUGCAUCACAGAUUUACACGUACACAGUUUUUUUCUUGCAUAGCGGGUGGCCACGACGGAGGCCUGCACAAUGUCAAUGCAGGAACUGAAGAAGUACGAUCGGCUGAGGACGACCUCCCGUAUGGCAAAAUCGACACCCCGCGGUUGCAAAAUCCAAAAGUUAUACAAGUGCCGACGAGUAAGCAAUCGGAAUCGAUUGCGAUUCGUCCACGAUCUAUUCCCCCACCUCCUGCCGCGACCACUAUUCCACGAAGUUACUCGCAAGGAUCGAAUGAAUUUACAAGCCGCAACAUCAAACGACAUGAACUUCUGGAAAGGCAGAAAAGAGCAACGCAUCUUAUUGAGAGGAAAGAUUCCCCCUCCUCAUAUCGAAAAGGUAUGUAGUUUGUCAAAAAAAUUUCCACUACUGAUUUGCGACCACAAAUCGUGUCUGUCUUGCAACAGGCGGGCAAAUAACUACCCAAGGAGUCCGCCGCGUUGAUUUAUUUUAUGUAGGCGAUUUGCAGCAACGCUCCUGUGCCUUCGAGAAGUACUGGGCAGGCCCCCUCUGGUGCUGCGUUCAGCGCCAACACGACCACAGCACCCCUUUCUAUGCCUAUGUUGCGCACCAGGUCCUCCUCGCGACCUGCCUCUAGUACGACCUCACUGACACUGCAAGAAGACAAAACUGAUUAUGUUGUGUACUACCCAAGAAAUCUUUUGAUUAUGGUAUCCCACGAAAAAAGUGUUACAGUUACACAUUUGUAAGGCAAUGCAGCAACACAAAUGUCCCUGCAUGAGAGAGAAAACCUGUCAUGCAGAAAUCCUACGGGAAAACACCUAUGAGAAGAGGGUCCUAUGCAUAUCCGGCACGACAGAGCUUGUCUGUCUUGCUUGACCUGCAAGACAAUGUGUAACUGUAGCACUUUUUUCUUGCGAUAUAUGGAGAGGCGGGGGGAUGUUUCAUCUUGGUACGUGAACUGGAGCAGCUAGCGAAAGAAAAGGAUCCGGACAGGGACAGGGUUAUGGAGUUCUCAAACGUUACAUUCUCAACUGUUACAUUAAUUUGUCAUGCAAAACUACCAUCAUCAUCCACAAGAUCAAGCUGCUGCGCAUGACAAAUUUGCGAAGGGCUAAACAGCGCCUAAAUCUGCGCGGGAUUUGUAAUGGAAUUUUUGCAAUCUUCCCUCUUUUGCUUUUGCCAUUCCUGCAUUGCAGAUUCAUGUAACAGUUGAGAAUGUAACGUUUGAGAACGCCAUAUGGGUGAAAGAAAGGGCACUCGUGGAAGAAAUGAAAAAGACACAGGAGCUCAUAUUCCGCAACGACAUGAGACGUGAUAACAUUAACGUAAGAGACGUUGAUCAGCAAAUCUAUGUCAACACGCAGAAGGCACUGCAAAGAUUGCAGGACUACCAAAAUAAACGAAUUUUACGUCUCGACCGCCACCUGAAAGGACAUGUAGAUGUUGCUGGUGGACCAGGACUUUCUACGAAUGCAACUACGGUGGACCACGAGCCUCCCCUUGAUGGUCGUAAGGUCGGGGAAAUGAAUAUGAACAAAGACACGUCCAUAUGCAUUGCAGAUAUGUCCUCUGGGUCCUCUGGAAGAUCGCCCGGUUUGUCAUGCAUGUUUUGCGUGAACACGUCGCAUGAUGCCUGUAAUGCAUGACCUAACAUCAGAGAUUUAGAUUUUUAGAGAACUACAACUACUUUUUACUUCCUGAUGCCUAUUUCGCAUGACCAGAAAUGCCCCCGCCUCUGCGUAGCACAAACUGGAUUCCUCUUCUUGCUGCUCAAGCAAUACAAUUUUUUUUAGAAUCCAAAGACAGCAUCUCAUCACAAGUUGCAACCUUCCAGACCCAGACAACACAUUUGCAAUUCAUAGUCCACAGCAUCUUCAGCCCCUCCUUCGGUUGAUGUUAUCAUCCCAGAUGAAAAGAAUUCUGCAGUCGAGGGCGUCGACAACCCGAAGGGCCAUCAAUAUGAAGAUGAACCUCAUGUUGAUGUGGAUGCAGUACACAAUCUCAUAAAUGGUAAACCAAGUACGGAACAAAAUUAUGUCACAACUACCUACGAUAUCAAUUGUAAAAAUGUCUGGGUCUAGAAGAAUUCAUGUUUGUUAUGCUUGUCUGGCAUGACUCUUAAAUCUGUCGUGCACGUUACCCAAGAGCUCCGUUUUUCUGUGAUGCAGAAGCGCAGUUUGUCAUGCAGAAAAGGCUUCACCUAGGAGCUCAGAAACUUGUCAUGCUGAGCCAGCAUUUGUAGCCCCAUCAUGACACGCCACUCAGCAUCACAAGUUUCCAGACCCAGACAUUUUUGCAUUUGAUAUACGAAAACCUGGGUUUUGGCUGGUGCGCAAACGAGACCGGACCGAUCGAGUAUCAUGAUGAAAAAAUCUCCCUCCCCAUAUCGAAACGGCACGUCCUCUCCGAAAAUUUGCAAUGCGGAUUUGUGGCCACAAAUCGCGUCUGUCUUGCAAGAAGGCAACGCCACAGGCUCCGCCGCAUUAUGCCGGCUGCCUUUGAUGCUGGUGGGCCUACUAGUACAGCAUAGACGUUUACUCUGAUGCUAAACGGCUAGGCCAGCCCCUCUCUACUCAGGCGCGAUAUUGGCCUGCAGCCCUUCAGUGCAAGACGCAGCGGAUUUGUGUACGCAAAUCCAGCCUCCGAAAUAACUUCGUUUCGAUAUCAUGGGGAGGGGGAAUUUUUCUUUCUGAUAUCGAGACAAGACACCUGGCAAUUGCUGGAGAUGUCGAGAGACCCAGUGGAAGAGGCGUGCCAUUCCUCGAUUAUGACCUGCUCAAGCGUUACAAUCUCAAAUCGGCUACCAUAGAGUCUGCUAGGUUCGUUUUGUGUUGCAUGAUGAGCAUGACAGACUCGCACAGCGUUCCACUUUCUGCAAUACAAAGCUCGCCAGAUUCUAGUAGUGCGAAUUGGGUGGACUCCAGAACUUGUCAUGCGCAAUCCUGUGGGAGUAGGGUAGAUCAUGCACCUCUUGCAUCACAGAUUUCCAUAUUCCAUUGUAACCACUAGAGAUUGCAAAAGCUGAGCAAGUCAUAUCGAUUCCUCGAAGAUUCUGAAAGAAGAGUGCGAAAAGUCGUGCACGGCGAACGAGUGGAAAAUACCGGGACUCAGGUAUCAAAAGGAAAAAUCCUCGCUCCCCAUACUGACAGGUAAGGUAUAUUUUUGGAAAUUUGUGAUGCUGACUUGUGCUCACAAAUCGUGUCUGUCUUGCAAGAAGGCAACUCCGCAGGCUCUGCCGCACUGGCGUGAUUGCGCAGGCGGUUUGUCGUGCUGUUAGACCUACAGCGCGGACGUUUUCCAUGCUACGCGCCUAGGCCCCCACAGCCUCCCUACUCACGCCUGGCAAUAUGGGGCUGCAGUGCUCUCCAGCAAGACAGCUCGGAUUUGUGUACACAGAUCCAGUGGCAGAAGUUUCGUAUUUGUUAUGGGGGGGAUUUAGAUUUCUCGUUUCCAUAUCGUGCUGCAGCUGGAUGGAGGACGCAGGCCGCUACCAAGGUCCUUCGACUUAUGGAUGUGUCAGGAUCGAAAUCGACAAAGUCGACAAAUUUGCGACGCAUAAAAUACAGGGCACUGAAGGCCUGUAUUGGGGAGCAGGCAAAUGAAACCGAGUGUAAGUCCGUUUAGGGGUAAUACACAAUGUGCUGCCAAAGUAGCACUACAGGCGGAGUCUUCUUUGCCGAAACAGCAUGACAGACUGGCUUUCGGUACUCCCGAAAUUUGUCAUGCGCCAGUUGGAAACUGAGGCUCCAACUGCCAUCGAUUUGGUGCAUCACAAAUUUUUCGACUUUGAUGUCAAUUUCGAUUCUGAAACUUCCAUACGACUGCCGGGGCUACAUGUACUCGAACAAUUGUCUCAUCUUCGUGAACAACACCCCUACAAGAGUUUCGGAGAGUCACGAAGUAGCGAGCAGACAGCCGAGGCCAGGCUGGAUUCGCUUUCCCUGCAUGAAGAAAGUGGUUUCAAGUUCAACGUCUCCUGCUUAUUCGUCCAGUAUAAUCCCUACGACAGGUACUGUCGCUGCACGAGGACCAUCAUCUUCUGCGAGCCAUACUACAACUGCGACGGGACGACCAUCAUCUUCUGCGAGCCAUAGUACAACUGCGACGGGUCGUGGACCAUCCUCUGACACAACGACGACAACAUCAACAUUAACAUCUUCCCCCACGAGGAUAACGUCGCAAACGAAUAUUAAACCAUGGGACGAGAGGACCAUGCAGAUGAACCCCCGUCCCAAGAAUGCGACAAUCUCGGACGACGACGAUCCUGGAGUGCAAGGAGGACAAAAAGACCCCCAGCAGCAGGAAAAUGCUCUCGACAGCCAAGAUGGCCAGAUCUUCACGGUAGCUAUGCUAAUGCUCUCGAUCGCGCUUGCAGUAAUAUUUGGUCUUGUCGCCGUCUUUCUCCUGAUCUGUAUUUUUUCGCUGGGUGGAUCAUGUGGAAGUUGUUGUGCUACGACCUGUAUGAAAUGCAAAAGCAUCGUACUCGUACUAAUCGCAGAUACGCAUGACAAAUCUGAUUCCAAAGAUAAAUCAGCAUGACAAAUCCCAUUUUCCAUUCUAAGGAAAUUUGUCAUGCGAUUUGUACUAGUACGACACUUUUGCAAUGCAUACCCUGCACAUAUUUCUCCUGCGAACUCCCCUGCGUGUGCGUGUGGCGUGAUGAGGAGAAGGCUACCGCGCUGAAGGAUAUUAGUGGUGAUAGAGCAGGUCCUCGAGAAGAUAAUAGUAACCCACCUGCUGCAAGCCGUGGCGGCCCUCGUGGCCGGGCGAAGGUGAAGACUGCAAGAGUUGAAAUGGAGAGAGGGACGACGACAACGCCCACUGGAGGUGCCAAAAAGAACGAAGUAGUCGCACCUGCCUCUCGCACCACUGCCAAAAGGGAACAAGUGGGUGAAGCCACGGGAGCUGCAGCUGCCGCCCGGUACGCGAACUUUCGGAAAAGUUUGAAACUGCAUGGGCGGGGGGCGGCCACCGCUAGUACAACCACAGAGGCUGCAAAACGAUCAGCUGGUGAUGUCGCUGCACCAACUACACAAGCUGCACAAGGAAGGGCACCAGAAGUUGUUCCCCUGAAAACGGAUGGCGGUGGAACAAACUCAAGUAAAAAAGGGAACAAGAAGGUUCAAAGCCAUGCUCAAUCAACAUCGCCAUCUUCAGUGGUACCCGCUCAACAACAGCCCCCGCCCAGUAGCCGGCCAAACCUGACGCAACCUAUGAUGAUCAACGUGGAGUAUGACCACAAGUUGCGGAACUUCCAGGACAUGGGCCAACGCAAAUUCCUUGUCGGAAAUCAGUUUCAGGCCGUUAAAAGUCGUGCGUUACAGCAAGGAAAUGUUGAUAAUGUCUCGAAGCUUCAGCCACCUGCUGUCAACGGAGCUAGUACUGGUGUAGAAGAAGUACCUCGAAAUAAAGAUGUUGAUAUGGUCGCUUAUGAGGCCUACCUGCAGCAGUAUAACCAGAAUCAGCUGCAUAUGGAUGUGUCAGGAUUGAAAUCGACAAAGUUGAAAUAACUUGCCAUGCAUAAAAUGGAUGCCAGUUGGAACCCAGUUUCCAAGUGGCGCAUGAGAAAUUUGGGUAGAGGCGGAAUCCAGUUUGUCAUGCUGUUUGGGUAAGGAGGACGCCUUUUGUCAUGCUACUUUAGCAGCUCUAUUUCUACCCCGCAACAGGCUUACAAUCUGCCUCCCUUGCCUACUCUGCAAGACAGGCAUUUUGUGGGUUGCAUUUUACGCAUGACAAACUAUUUCAACUUUGACGAUUUCGAUCCUGACGCUUCCAUACUGCAGCUGCAGCAGCAGCAGGCCCAAGCAGUCGCGCCGCUCCGCGUCAAGGACCACUCCUACAUAUGACUUGCUCAAACGUUACAAUCUCAAAUGUCGUGACAAUAGAAUCUGGAAUUUGUGUUGUGUGAUGGGCAUGACAGACUCGCGCAGCGUUCCACCUUUUGCAAUACAAAUUUCCCCAGAUUGUAGUGGGGUUUGGAGCUCCGGAACUUGUCAUGCGCAACCCUAUGAGAGUUGGCUAGAUCAUGCUCAUCAUGCAAGACAGAUCUCAGAUUCUAUUGUAACGUUUGAGAUUGUAACACCUGAGCGGGUUUUUAUACUACACACCCCCCGCCUUCGUUUUGGAUCAGAGACUGGGCCUUGUUGGAGGUACAACUUCUACUGCCGAGGAAGCAGUAGAUCGUCGUACUCACAAAGAACAAGAGGACAGCAGCACAGCUGCAGCUUCGCUCGGUAAAAACUUCGACAACCUGUUUCGUUUGCCGCAAGAGGACCAAGAUCAGCUUGCUCACCGCCCCUUGGAUGAAAAUAAUUUUAAGCUGCGACUCGAGGAUCACGUUGAAAACGACAAUGAACGCCAACUCCUUCCUAUUAAGAGGAAAAAUCCCCCCUCCCCAUAUCGAAAAGGUAUGCUUCCGGAAAUUUGUGAUGCUGAUUUGCGACCUCAAAUCACGUCUGUCUUGCAAAAAGGCAACUCGACAAGCUACGCAGCAUUGUGCAGGCGGUUUGUGAUGCUGAUGGGCCUACAGCACGGACGUUUCUCAUGCUAGACGCCUAGGCCAGAGCCUCUCUACUUAGGCCUAGUAUGGGGCUGCAUUCCUCUCCAGCAAGACAGAUCUUAUUUGUGUACGCAAAUCCUGCAUCAGAAACUUCGUUCUGAUAUGGGGAGGGGGGAUUUUUCCUGUUGAUACUUCCUGCGUUUACGUUCUCUCCUGGUGAUCAACAUCAUUCUGCGCUUACGUUCUCCCCAAGAAACACGACCGUCAAGGACGAGAGAGGCGACGAAACAAAUCAGCGGACAAGCACUGAUUCGUCCAUGAUUUCACCUCGAAAUUCUAGCCGCCCGGUGACUUAUCCCAACGGAAGACGAGUGUCUUAGUCUUACAGUUACAACACACUUUAGCAGAUUUUUUUUGAAGGAGAACGCGAAUGUGAUCUGCAUGUUGGGGGCAUACAAAAAUUCUGCAACAAGAAUUGUUCAUUGUGCGGAGAAAUCGCAAACGACAAAAGCAUGUAUAAAACUACUGAGGUGGCUCCUCGUCACGCGCAACAUCUUCUCCCUCACACAUGUUGACAGAGCUUGUUUGCGUUGCAUCGUAGUUCUGGAAGAUGAUGAGCACAAAAAUUACGUGUAACACGUGACUGUGACAAGCUUUUUCCUUUCCAUACAACCACAAGUUCGGGUGCAACCAAUAGGUCCGCGCCCACGGCUAUCCAGGAAAAAACACCCAUCCACAUCCAAUUUGUCAUGCAAAAGAUACAUGAAAUCCCGCGUCUGUCAUGCAAAAAAUGCAUGGGGAUAGGUUUUUUUCUGUGGAUAGCGGCCAUUUCCAACGCAACCGAACUGCAGCGGCGGCAAGACGAUUAUUUGAGGCAACUUUUUGGAAUACAGUAAGUGAUAGAAGUGUACUAGUUCUUGUCGGAGUGAAGAAGAAGUAGACUCAAACUCAUACUGUUAACUUUUUUCUCUAAGGUACGCACUUUUAUUCGAGUGAACGCGAAUACAAAGCAAAUAGCUUCUCAUGUAUAUGUUUUCAGCUUUAAGAACUAAUCACACUGAAAUUAUGUUCUUGUACAGUACAUUUAUUCAAUCGAGCGAGUGAGUAGUUUUGUUGCUCCUGACAGUAGAUUUUGAUGGAUUUAGAUUUGCAUUUAGCUUUACGUUGUAAGUAGAAGUACGAAAAAAAGUAGGGCCAAGUCCUCGUGCGGACGCUGCAAAGGUCGCGGCACUUUUUCCGCACACUCCAGUUGAUGUUCAAUGUGGAGGUCGGCAUAGUUUUCGCGAAACUUCUUCUUCAGCACAGGUGGACGUGGAGGCGAAUUGCAGUCCUCACGAGGAGUCGCGCGAAGGCGGCAGGAGGC
Amoebophrya sp. A120 is the source of this 21318-nucleotide messenger RNA. Lineage: Eukaryota; Dinophyceae; Syndiniales; Amoebophryaceae. The record is from the annotation of a GenBank genome assembly.